UGUUUUAUAAUUAUUGCUGCUCAAACUGUAAGCUUCACAGCUCUCAUCUCUUCGCUCUAAAAAGUAUACAAAUUUGGGGUUUGUUUUUGGUUGCAGCUAGACAGACCCAAAUUCAGCUGCUAUAAUUGUAGCAAGCAUGGGUAGACAGCAUUGCAGUGUAAUAGUGGCUGCUUGCUUACUGUCUGUGUUUGCCCUUUGUGUGGGCCAAGCUCCAAUAGCUUUUGAAAAUGUUUGUGAAGAAGAAGGUUUUUCCGAUAACUUAUCGUGUGAGAGAGAAGAUGGAGUGAGGCACUGCUUCUCCAGAGAUGAACUUUGCAACAAUAAAACGCUGUGUGCUGAUGAGUCUGAUGAAGGGGUAACUACUGGAACUGGAUUGGACUGUGAUGGUAGUCUCACUGGUCGCAAGGCUACUGACGAUGGCAAAGUGGAGCCUGGAUUUCUGUGUUCCAGUGGUACUAUCCUGGACCUGGUACAACUGUGUGAUGGCACGGCCGACUGUGAGGGUGGAGAUGAUGAGACACACCCUCUCUGUGCUAACAAGUGUCUGUUUCCCUACUAUGGAGGAUGUUUUUACACAAGAGAGUGCCAGUCCAUGGCUAGAGAAGCAACUUGUGGGCUGUGUCGUCCAGGGUUCGCAAGAGAUCCUAGGAAUUAUGAAACUGGCGAAUGUGUUGAGGCUCGUUUCAGAUUUCAAAGCUCAGCGUACACUAUGUGCGAAAACCAGGAAAGAACAGUUUUUGUGACGCUUGAUACAACUGGAGUCCUUGAUAGAAGAGUGCUGGUGGAUGUCAGGGUAAUUGGUGGAACUGCUACAGUUGGUAAUGACUUCACAUUAUCAACAAGUCAGCUUGUAUUUGAGCAAUUUUCUGGUGGAGAAUUAAAUAGAGGAGUAACUAUUAGGGCUGUACUCGACAGUGUUUCUGAAGACAGUGAAACUAUUCUCCUGGAAGCUUCAGCUGGUGAUUGGCCAUUCACUAUUGGAGAGAAUAGUACUACCGUUACAAUCGAUGAGUGCAGUGCAGAAAACCUGUUUUUGCUUCCAUAUCGAAGUGUUAGUGAGGGUUCCGGCUCAAUAACUACGUAUGUACAACUGGCCAGUGGAGUUGAUACUCUCACGGAGGAUCUCAUUGUCAACAUAUCAACCAGUUCUAAUUCUGCCAUAGGCAAUGUUGACUACCUUGAGACACAGUUGACUCUCACCUUUCCUAAUGGAUCCAUAGGAGGAGUCAGGAUUCCAUUUUCUGUUCCAUUAAUUGAUGAUAACAUUGCUGAAUACCGAGAAAAUUUUCGUAUAACAGCUUCAACAAGUGGCAAUGGAAUUGGAGUGUACUCAAGAACAACACGCACUCGAUUUGUAUAUAUUAAUGACGAUGACCCCUUCAUAGUUGAAUUUGAGUACCCAAGCUACACUGUACGAGAAGGAGAGAGUGUGGAAGUCUGUCUGGUCAACACCACUAGUCCAGAAAGGAUCCAUAGCUUCACAGUGCAGUUCUACACUUCAUAUGACUGUGAUACUUCAUCCACUAUUACAGUAAUAGAUGAUGCAACAGCUGACUUGGACUAUGAAGCAGUGUACAGGGAAAGUGAUGUUAUAUUCCCACCUGACACUAAUCGAGCAUGCACGAUUAUCAACACUUACCACGAUAACUUGGAGGAAGGAGUGGAAAAGUUCAUUGUAAGGUCUGUACAUAGCGGUGGAGUUGGACAGACCUCUCAUUCUACAGACAUUUUAAUUGUAAAUGUGAAUGUGGAUCCAGUGACAGUAUCGAUUGAAAAAUCAUUCUAUUCAAUUACUCAACCAGAAGACUCUGUGGAAAUAUGCAUCAAUGCUACUAAAAUCAGCCUGGAUGAACCGAUCCCCAUAAACUUACAAACCCAAUAUGAAACCGUGGAGCUGACACUUUUUGCUGCAGUUACUCGUACAUGCUCUAUUGUUACUUUCUCUAGCAACUUAUUCUCCAGAAAUGGUCGUAUUGAGACCAUACAAGCUGUGAUUGUGCCUGAUAAUCGUCGAGUUACCCUUGACCGAUUUCAAGCAGAGAUAGCAUUGUUUGAUGGAAAUGGUGUUAAGGAUGACUGUCCAGUCUUACCGAAACCUGCUAAUGGACAAGUUGAACAGUUGCCUACUGAUAGACAGAUUCUCCCUGGCUCCAUUGCCAUAUACUCGUGUGAUGUCGGGUUGGUUCCUGAUAGGACACGAUUCAGAGAGUGUACGGCUGAUCUCACCUGGUCAGGAAUCCCACCGGCUUGUAUUCAAGGUGUCAGGGGCAUUGUCGAAAGUUUUUCUAAUGAAUUCAUUGUCGGAUUUGCAACUUCGAAUCCUGGGUCGCAAGCUCUUGUUGUUACAACAAAUGGUCAAACUGUUCCCUUUCUUGUUCUAGGAAAUCGAUUCGAUGGUGUUUCUAAUGUUCAGAACUCUAACUAUUUUUGGAAUGGCAUCCCAAAUACCUAUACAGGGAAAGGUAUUCACAUAAAAGCAAAAACUGGUGGAAAAGUUGCUGUUCAUGGCUUGCGAAGUAUUGGCCGUCCAAGCUAUUAUCCAAGUUAUUCACUCAUAGAUUUGUAUCUAGCAAUCAAUAUAAGGCAUACGGAUGAUGUGAAAGAGUACGAAUAUUAUUCAAUACCAUACAACUACCCCAGCUCAUUACACCUUAUUGCAACUGAAGACAACACUAUUGUUAACAUCUCACGUAAUGCAACGCUCAUCCUGGAUCGCCUUCAAACACACCAAAUUGAUGAGAUUGAAUCACUUAAAUCCGUAAGAGUGACAAGCAACAAACCUCUUUCAAUUAUCAGUGCUAAGAAGUGUUUUGGAACAUGUGACUACCUAGCCGAACAGUUAUUACCCACCCACCUAUGGGGUAAAAGAUUUCUAGUAGCGUCAUUUCUUGGACUGAAGAAUAGAGAGAGUCUACGGAUAUUGGCUUCAAAACUGAAAUCUAAAGUCACCAUUAAAUGUGCCCACACUAGUAUCACUCGUACAGAAAAUAUAGUAUCUGGUCUUGGUCAACGUCAAUGGAGUGAUGUAAAACUUGAUGAGCAGGGUAAUAGGGACCGGUUUUGUGUAUUGGAAGCUUCAGACCCAGUGCAGGUGAUUCAGUUUGCUCAAGUUAGUGAUGAUAAUUCUUACAUGAUGACCAUUCCAGCUAUUGAACAAUAUGGAGAAUUUUUCACAGGGUUCCAUACUUCAAAUCGAUCUCCUUUUAACUUUGUGAAUCUCUAUGUGACACCCGAACAUUUUGUGCCUGGAGGCAUUCUCGUUGACGAAGAUGCAGUGUUGGACUGGACAACUGUACGAUGUGCCAGUGGGGAAAUUUGUGGGUAUAUCUCGAGGCCUGUUUUAUUAAGACGACCAUAUCAUACAGUACGACACCAAGACCCCAGAGGCAGAAUAGGAAUAUCCGCGUACGGAUUUGAUAUCAGAUUAAACAUAUCUUACGGUUACCCUGCAAGCAUGUACAUACCAUCUCCACAAAGUGUUGAUGAAUGCGUACCAAACUUGAAUAUUUGCGAUCCAAAUGCCCAGUGUAUAAGUGUGAAUGGACGUUAUGAAUGUGUCUGUAAUGAUGGCUAUGAGAAACGGAGAGAUGAAACCUGUACUGAUAUAGAUGAGUGUGCAGUAAUUGGUACUAGUGUCUGUGAUGUCAAUGCUUACUGCACUAACACUAUUGGUGGUAAUAACUGUACCUGCAAUACUGGCUUUAUUGGAACUGGGAAAACUUGUACUCCAGAAUCUAAUCUAACUGAAUUCGAAGACUACUUGCCAUUUAUCAAAGAUAAAGAGGAAGCAAUAAAACUAAGUGAUGACUCAUGUGAAGAGAUAAAAGUACUUGCCAUUCCUAUUGGACCUGACAAAGUCACUCAAAUAUGGAUCUGUGAGAAUGGAGUCAUUUCUAUUGGUGAAAGACCUUUCAAGUUAUGGAGACCUCAACAUUUCCCCAGUGACAAUCCACUUAUUCAACAGGCAAACAUCUUAGCUCCAUUCUGGAAUGAUCAUGAACCAAAUCCAGGUCUUGGAGCUGUGAAAUAUCAAAUUUUUGAAAAAGGUCCUGAUCAAAGUAACCAAGGCAUUAAUAGAUUUGUUGCUUAUCAGCAAAGUCUGGAUGAGUUCAAAGGUGAAUGGAUGAUAGUUGUGAGCUGGGAGAACGUGUCACCAUACACUCGAUGCAGUGAUGUUCAAGUACAGCAAAACUCUUACCAAGCUAUAAUUAUCUCUGAUUUUACAACAACAUAUGCUGUGUUCACUUAUAAUGCCGAAGCAUUGAAGUGGUCCAGUAUUUGUAAUGAUGUGUACUCUGUUAUUGGCUACAACUUUGAUCAGAGGAAGACAGAGUCUUUAAAUAUUCCAUCAUUUCAAAACCAUCGUUUCAGUGGAUCAAGUAAUAUCAAACAAAUUCCUCUGAAAUUCCAGACUCAAGGUGUCCAAUGGGCCAACCUGAUCUAUCUCAUUGGGAAAGAUGAAAGUCCUAUACAACGCUCAGCUGCUGAAUGUGUGGUAAUGGGAAAUCGAGAUGAGAGUCAGUUUAUGGAACGUGGUGUUCGUGUGGAACAAGGUCUGUCUUGUCCGUGCUCAGUAGAACAAGCAUUCCGAGAUCGAAGAUAUAUCCACGCUGCUGCUUAUCUGGCUGAGAUCACUGGUGAUGAUAGAUUCCUCUCCAGAAACUGUUUUGUGCAAGUGUUUAGGCCUCUCAGAGCUAAUAGAGGUGUUCAUAUGUGCUGCUACAGCACAAGUGAGGAAUCACUUGGAGCUCUGUUGGGAUCUCCAUUCCAAAGUGAAGCAAGUUCUCCUUUACGAUUUCAUCCUUACACUGAGCGUGAUGACUUUAUGGAAUAUGAUUACCACUUUCAAAGGAGCUGUUGUUUCAGUGAAUCGGACAAUAUGUGCCCAACUUACACCAACCAGCGCAGGGCUGAUGAAUGCUUGAGCUAUACACCCUCAGAGUUUGCCUGGUUUUGGGGUGACCCUCACUUCACAACACUGGAUGGUGCCGGCUACACAUUCAAUGGAUGGGGAGAGUACAGCUUACUGGAGAUUAACACAUCAGAUGUCCAGUUCCUUCUCCAAGGUCGGACCAAUCCUGUCAACAACUCUAAAGCCACUCAACUGGUAGCAUUCGCAAUGGAGGCUUCACCAAACAGCCCUGUUGAGAUACGACUGGAUACAGCUACGGAUAAGUUUGUCGUUCUUUUCAAUGGAUCUGACAUUACUGACAAUGUCUCCACGAUAAGAGAACCAUACUUCUCACCAAAUUCUGAUGUCUUUAUAACCAGAGAUUCCCAAAAUGUCAUAGUGUGUGGUUUUCCUAUUGGUAUCUCUGUGACAGUCACCGCCUCUUCGGGGAUGCUCUCGUUUGUACUCGGAAUACCUGACGAUUUCAGAAAUAUCACUCGAGGGCUCAUGGGCAAUUAUAAUGGAAUUGAAAUGGAUGACCUCGCGUAUCGGAAUGGAACUAUGCUUGCUCAGAAUUCAUCGGACAGAUUGAUUCAUGGAAUGGGACAAUCGUGGCAAAUCAGACCAGAUGAUUCAGUGUUUACAUAUCCUGAGGGCAAUACUGCACUGGACUUUGCUUUCCCUGAUCACAUCCCUCAGUUUCUGGACGAGGUGGUUGCCACGGCAAGUGUGAAUGUGUUGACUGCCUGUGGGGACAGUGUACAGUGCAUAUUUGAUGCGUCCCAGACUGGUGACAUCAGUAUUGGGCUGGAGACGAUGAUCAUAAAUGUAGCCAAUGUGGACUACAGGCAGGAAGCAAUCAACACUCCACCGCUCAUUGCUGGUCCCUCUGUUCUCGUGAUCACCCUGGGACAAGAAGCCGAGUUGGUCUUCUCUGUAACAGACGACAACAAUAACUUAAGCGUGUCAUUAAUUGGAGGCCUGCCCAUCAACUCAACUCUUACAGUAUCACCAAUGAAUGGAUUUUCCGAAGUUACAUUUCGAUGGACUAUAACUGAGAUUGUCGAUGUGUCGCUGUUAUUUGAGGCUAGAGACGAACGCAAUGCAGUGUCAGUGUUGAGUGUACAGGUGCAGAUCUGUGCUUGUGACAAUGGUGGUGACUGUACAGUGGAUGGACUACGAAGUACUGUAGGGAGCACUCUGGUACUCAACUGUGACUGCCCUGAAGCCUAUGAUGGUAGGUUCUGUGCUGAUGAUUCUGAUGGCUGCACUGGUGUGAUAUGCUUUGAGGAGGUGACAUGUGUCGAUGUCCCUGCCCCUGGAGUUGGAGCAAUGUGCGGACCAUGUCCAGUAGGGUAUUUCGGAGAUGGACAGAAAUGUGAUGAUAUCAACGAGUGUGAGGAGGAUGCUCACAACUGUACUGAUGUCUGUGUGAAUGUACAGGGAGGGUUCGAAUGUGCCUGUAACCAAGGUUACACACUAGCCGACACCACAUCAUGUACAGAUGUUGAUGAGUGUAGUGUAUUGAAUGGUGGUUGCCAUCAAGUAUGCAACAACUUUGAGGGAGGGUUCGAAUGCGACUGUUCAGACGGAUUUGGAUUGACCAAUGACAACACAACAUGUCAAGUUCUACCGGAGUCUUCUUGUUCUAAUGACGCUAUAUGCUCUCAAAACUGUGUGAGAUUGUUCGGUGUGGAGGUGUGUAGCUGUAACCUUGGAUACACACUGGAUAGAGAUAAUGUCACCUGUUCGGAUAUUGACGAGUGUGCUGAGUCACCAUGUGAUCAAGAGUGCAGUAACUCUGAUGGAGGGUUCCAGUGUGUCUGUGAGGAAGGAUAUGUGUUGGACACGGAUGAGAGGAGCUGUUUGGAUAUAGACGAGUGCUCGGUAGCUGCCGAGAAUGAUACUGACCUUUGCACCUCUCCCAUGUUCUGCUCUAAUACACUGGGUGGCUUUGAGUGUUUGUGCCCUGGGGGGACUGAGCAAGCAGGUGGCACAUGUGUCUCCAUAGGUACAAAUGUUCGUCGAGUCAAUGAUUCUGUGAUUGGAGAUCCACUGAUGACUGUACCUCUCUACCUCACCAACACAAGUGCACUGCAGAGCAAUAUCAAUCUCGAAGAAAAUGAAGUUAUUAAUCUUUGCUUUGAAAUCCACGGUCGAUCUGAUGAAUAUUUCAAUCUCGUGUCUGACUCUUGUAUUAGCGUGAAUGCACAUUACCAGCGAGCAGAUCCACAAUUACCCGCCAAUAUUAUUGAUGAGAUAACAGUUCGAGCAGCUGGUCUUGACGGGAUCUGCCGAAAUAUUGCAGUCAGUGUCGAAAAUUGCCAGGCAACAAUCGAUGGGUCUGUGCUCGAUGAAACUUACACAAGUGCUGGAAUAUCUGUGAGACUGUAUCGAAAUCGUGUUCGAAUUUCUGCUCCUAAUUGCCAAGACCUUGAUUUGGUGAUGUGGGUAUUUUGUGAGCAGUCAGAGUUGAGGGGAUACCCUGAACUGGGAGAGCCUGAUAUCGUGGUCAAUGUUAGUAUGAUCCACUUUGUGAUUGCUCGUGGACUUAAUAUCAGAGAAUCGGCUCAUGGCUUGCUGGGUCAGUUUUGGAAUGUUCCCAUCACCAUCGAGCGCUAUUUGGGCUCUCUCUCUGAUGGCAGCACACGAGAUGAUACCUACAUCCUGACUGUCAACUAUCCGAACACGUUCCCUCGUCGUUUUGUGACCUUUCUUCACUCUCCGACUUGGGACAGACGAGGGAAGGAGUAUUGUUUGUACGGGGGUAACAGACAGGGUGGAGGGAUACUUGAGAUAGAGUCACCAAAUGAUCCGAUUAUCCAGGGACGCUAUAGAGACUAUAUCGUGGGGGAACAGUUCGGAGUGGACUUUGUGUAUUCUCAUUUCGAAUCUUCUGAGUGCAGUCUGUGAAUAAUUAUCGUAGCAAUUAUAGAGAGACUUCUAAGUGUGCGUUAACUUUAACUAUCUUAGUGUCAAUAUUAUUGUUAUGUGCCAUACUGUGUCUUGUAUAACUAGUUAUUUUUAUUAUAAUAAUGUGUAGUUCCAAGAAAAAAUAUCUCGUAAUUGAAC
Halichondria panicea is the source of this 7963-nucleotide messenger RNA. RefSeq lists its product as uncharacterized. The transcript has 31 exons. Gene Ontology annotation, cellular component: membrane. Lineage: Eukaryota; Metazoa; Porifera; Demospongiae; Suberitida; Halichondriidae. The record is from RefSeq and is a predicted model, not a curated record. Gene Ontology annotation, biological process: cell-matrix adhesion; cell communication. Gene Ontology annotation, molecular function: protein binding; calcium ion binding. The coding region runs from base 137 to 7804 and encodes 2555 amino acids.